AUGGCGCCGCUUCCUGUGGAUCCUGCUGCUGCUGUCAAGCUGUGGUUGAAGGCCGCAGACUCUGAGCAAACGAGCGAGAAAUGGAGCCGUGUCCAGCGAGCUGCCUGCAAAGUUCCUUGGCUUCGUUCUUUGACUGAGUGUGGGGGGUUGCCAGCUGCUUGUUGCACAGAGGCUGCCCAGAGAUGCAUUGAGGGAAAGGAUGGCAACUUGUUGCCGUUGGUGGAGUUUCUGUUCAGAGGUUUCGAUCAUGCUGAGCUGCCAGCCCUCUUUCCCAGUGUGGUUGUGGUUGUUUGGCAUAUUUGGUAUUGCUGUGAGGCAGCCUUGGCUGCCUAUAUGACUUAUCGAGCCGGGGGGCACCCAAGCAUAUCCUGGGGCAGCAAAUCCUCUGGCAAGGACCCUGGCAACUUGAUGCUCCAGAUUUUACACACUGAGAACCCUUUCCUCCGAAUGCAAGCAGCUCCCUUCAGAGGUGACAAGGUGACAGGCUAUUUGAUGGAUAUCUUGAAGAUGCCAUACAUGCAACGCCUUGAGAGUCGUGAGCAAUUGGGUAUCGUGAUUCUGACUGCAUACCGUCGAUCCCCUGGCUUUGCUGAGUUUGUGCUUGAAGCCAGUUCGCAGCCGCGAUUUGCUUUGCUUGCAGUUGUCCACAAUUUCUUUCGAGACACACAAGGGGUCGGGCAGCGAAAGGCUUACAUGCCAACCCGGGUUAUCUCCAAGCAUGGCAGUAAGCUGCGGCCAAAUCUUGCAGGGGCAUUGAGCUUGUGUGGCCAAUUUCUGGAUGGCUCGCUAGAUGCCAUUUUCGUGAAUGACAGCAAGAAGUCAUGGCUUGUGGAUCCGGAUUUGCUCCCCGUCAUGAGCAUGUUUCAUUGGACCUUGCUUUUAGUUGCCAAUGUUGGGGCCGCGAUGUUGUAA
Messenger RNA from Cladocopium goreaui, 912 nucleotides. The record is from the annotation of a GenBank genome assembly. Lineage: Eukaryota; Dinophyceae; Suessiales; Symbiodiniaceae.